AGAAACCUAAAAAACAACUCGACACAGAGCUCAAACAAUCUUCAGCUCAUACAUACAUACAUACGUCUCUCUCUAUAUAUGUAGAGAGAGAGAGAGAGAGAGAGUGUGUGUCGAGAGCGUGUAGAGAGAGAGGGGGAGAGAGUGUGUGAUGGAGCAUCAAGAACAAGAGCAAGAGCAUGAUGUGUACGGAGGAGAAAUACCCGAUGAAGGAGAGAUGGAUGCCGAUGUCGAGAUGUCUAGGGCUGAAGAGGAGGAAUCUAACUCCAAGGACUUGCAGGACAUGAAAAAGAGACUCAAGGAGAUAGAAGAAGAAGCAGGAGCCCUUCGCGAAAUGCAGGCCAAAGUCGAAAAAGAAAUGGGCGCCGUUCAAGACUCUUCUAGUGGUUCUGCUACUCAGGCUGAGAAGGAGGAGGUGGAUUCACGCUCCAUAUAUGUUGGUAAUGUAGACUAUGCAUGUACACCGGAGGAGGUUCAACAACACUUUCAGUCCUGUGGAACAGUCAACAGGGUCACAAUUUUGACAGACAAGUUUGGUCAGCCUAAAGGAUUUGCUUAUGUGGAGUUUGUGGAAGUUGAAGCUGUUCAGAAUGCUCUUCUGUUAAAUGAAUCAGAGUUGCAUGGUCGCCAGUUGAAGGUGUCUGCAAAACGAACUAACGUUCCUGGGAUGAAACAGUAUCGAGGAAGGCGUCCCAACCCAUAUUUUGGUUUUCCAUCCCGAAGGCCCUUCGUGCCUGGUCCACCUUUCUAUCCUGCAUAUGGAUAUGGAAGGGUUCCAAGGUUCAGGCGGCCAAUGCGGUACAGACCAUACUGAUGAUGGUGAAUCUUGCUCUAUUUGUGGCCGCGGCUGAGGAUCCGAUGUCUUGUUCAAGUAGUGGCCAACAGUCACAGAAGUUAGCUUAUUAUGAUCGUAUCAGUAUUUCUGUAACAUGGAGGAAUGGUGUUUUCAUAAGAACUUGUAUCAUCAUAUGCAUGCCAAAAAUGCAGAUUUUCAUUUUGUUUUUUCCUGUCCGAUGUUUUUAGCUUGUAGGAGUAAGGGAGUUUAAGUUCUUUGGUUUCUUGCAUUUACCUGCUUUGGAGAGAGAAAAAAAACGAAGAUGCAAAUAAACAAAAUAUUUGUAGUCAAAAUGAUUCUGAAAUGUUUAUGAAUUGGAAGUCCUUUUUUUAGGUGUUUUUUUUUUUUUGGUUGGUGGGCAAACUUGGUAGAUACUGUAGUAGCCUCUAGUGGGACUUGAACUGGAUGAGGACAAAGCAGCUCAUUGCCUUCCCAUCCAUCCGGAUGGUGUCUUCAGUGAUUCUGAAAUCUGAGAUUGGUAAUAUUAUGUUGGGUUAAUCACCUUUUUAGUCGCUCAAAA
This is a messenger RNA of Camellia sinensis, 1352 nucleotides long. It is a transcript of the gene PABN1, whose product is annotated as polyadenylate-binding protein 1. NCBI's taxonomy places the organism in Eukaryota, Viridiplantae, Streptophyta, Magnoliopsida, Ericales, Theaceae. Gene Ontology annotation, molecular function: poly(A) binding. The record is from RefSeq and is a predicted model, not a curated record.